AUGGCGGACUGGGCACUGGGCGGCGUUGGCAGCGUGAGGCCGCAGGCCGCAGGGGCAUCGUGGUGUCAGGGGCUGAGGGGCGCCGCCGCUGGGAUCGAUUCCAUGGAAGGAGGCGUCAUGGUCGCGUCCUCGCGUGAGGCUCUCAAGGGUGCUAAAAUGGAUUUAGAUGCAAGUGAUGAUAAUUGGGAGAAGUCGUCCCGCACUCCUGAGGCAUCAAAUAAAAAUGACGCAUGGGGCAAAUCAGAAAAUACAUGGGACAAAAGAAAAGGAGAUGGAGGUGAUGGUGCCUGGGAGAAGAAGUCUGAUGAUGGCCAUGGCAAUUGGGAGCAUCCCAGCAACUGGAAUGGGCAGAGUUUGAAUGUAGAUCGGGACACGUGGGGAAAUGCCAGGGGCAAAAAGAAGGUAGAUGGUAACUGCCAAUGGGAGGAGCAGCCAAGCACUUACAAACGGAAGAAGACAAAUGUUGAUCAUGAUUCCUCCUAUAACAAUGUGAUGCCACCAUCAGGCAAUGCUUGGAAUGCUGGAGAUGGAAUUGGAAGACCAAAUGUCAAGUCUAAUGCAGGAUCCAGUUGGGGUGAGAAAGAUAAGAUGGAGUCUGAUGAGCAUCUGAAAGUCCCAAAAGAAUCAGACACAUGGAAUACAGGGAAAUCAAAUGAAAGUCCAUGGGAGUGGUUUCACAUGAAUGCAAUAACAGAAAGCUAA
Molecule: messenger RNA, 702 nt
Organism: Miscanthus lutarioriparius
Lineage: Eukaryota; Viridiplantae; Streptophyta; Magnoliopsida; Poales; Poaceae
Source: the annotation of a GenBank genome assembly